AUUCCUACCGAACAGCACUAUACCGCCACAAUCACAACUCCGACAAACCACCACCUGUAUCUACGAAGAGUGCACGCAAAAGCGACGCAUGCGCCUUCACUCACUCCGACAUGCGAAGUUCUUUGUAGUACGCGAGCGAAGCAUCUGUCAAACUUCGGCCCCCUCCGUAGCUAUAGCGUAAGCGUAAACAGGCGUAAACAUUGUCCGCCAGGCCAAGCCAGGCUUGGCUGUUGCAUACAUCGCGGCGCUAGAUUCAGUUCCCGUCGGACGUGGUUCCACUUCGGUUCGGUUUCGUUCGUUCUGUGCGGACUCCGUUUGUUGAGUAAUAAGGACGACGACGAUUUCGUGGUUAAAGAAAGGGAUUGAGGGAUAACCUACAGUCGAUUGUAAUGUUUCGGAGAAGCACAUGGCGCGCGCCUUUGUGAAGGUAUUCAACCCUCGGGAACCACGACGAGAGGAGGGUGGAUGAUUGCUUCGGUUCGACAGUGUGGUAGUGUUGCAUCCUGUUCCCGUUGAUGGUGGUGUUGGUGGCAUGGAAGUGUGUAACUACUUAACUAGCAAUUAUUGGGGUGGGAGUUGGGCUGGCGUGGGAGACGGGCGUUGGGACUUUGAAGUCGACAUUGAGGCGCGAGGGCGGGCGUAGUAGUAGCAGUGGAAGGCUACUGUUAGGCGAUGUGGGGGGAAGGAUACAGGGCACGGUACGUUCGGUGAGUUACAAAAGCAAACGUGCUUCGAUGGAAUCCGACUAGUUUCGCGUCUGCAUCCGAACGGUUCACUUGUGGAAUUUUCCCGUAAUUUCGUCGGUUCGUGGAAAAGCAUUGUUUUCGUUCGAGUGUUUUCCGAGAAGAAACAGCUAACGCCCGAGGGUGGAAUUGUUUUUUCGCAUGAAAAUUAACAAUCGUCAUUCGUUUUAAUGCAGUGAAGUUUACAUGAAGAUGAAAAAUUAUCACAUUCAACCGUUGCGUCGGUAGAGUGAAAUUACAUUUAAGCUUUUUUUUUCUCCGCUUCAUGGUUUGCGUUUACAGCUUUGAAAGCCGAGACUACGGGACUAUUGUGCUUGCUCGUCGACUAGAAUGGCGACUGGCUUUCGCUUGACGGGACAGAAAAACAACAUCGCUUUUGUGCGUUUCACCCCGCCUGAAAGUAUGCCAUAAAUCAUAAUGUAAUAAAUUUGUAACAAAUUUCUUCGGUCACGCUGGGAUGCUUUUUUUCCCGGACGACGACGAAGGAAGCAAAACAGACCGAGUGGUGAAUGGAUGAUUUUGUUUGGAAUAUAAAUUUGCCCUCGCUCUCAUCCCUAAUCCAAUUGUGCUGGUUCAGAGAUUUCUCCUGUUCGGUAGAAAGGACACCGACAAAAAAAAAACAUAGUGGUGAUUCAGGCGUAAAGAAAUCCGCAAAACAAAAGGCGCCUAAAUAUAUACUGCUUCGUCACACGUUAAAUACGGCAUUCAGGCGCAAACAAAGCCCCCGAAAGCGUCAUCUGUGGAUGAAGGAAGAGAUAGUGUAGUGGAUGUUCCAUUCAGCCGGCGAAGCGGCUUUCCAUUAAUGUGAUUAAUGAUGUGCGAAAGCGAUUAGUGAAAUUAGGCAAUCCACGCACCCGCCGCCAAGCUACGAGAAGCUUGGAAGCAGGAAAAAAGCGGGCUGGUAGAGCUUACGAAGCUAAAGCUGCUUCGAGUCUAGUCGAGCGUGAAGUUUUCCUCUUUUCCUGCCUGUCCCCCCUAUAUAUAGGUAUACCGUCUUCUCAUCAGUGAACGUCGAUCCUGACGAAGCCGAAGAAGAAGAAUAGCACGACGACGAUGAUGAUGAUUUUGAUGAAAUGGUGCGUUUGAUGGAAAGUCGGGAUGAAAUGUGCUGAGUGAUAUGAACGUUCGAGGAUAUGGUGUCUUAUUUUUUAUCGGCAGCCAGUGAAGAAGAAAAGGUUACAAGCUAUUACGAGAAAGUCAUCUCGGUGAUGGAAGAUUGUGUUAUUUUCGCUCCAGUCGCCGUCUAGUCUGAGUUGGGAGUGUGUAGGGUAGGUAGAAAGGGGAAAUCCGGAAGAAGACAAAACUGUGCUGGUAGUUUGUUGCUGUAGAACGAGAAGAUUAGAAGAGCUGCUCAACGUGUAGAAAUUGGUCCAGUGAGGCAUCCACCACCACCAUAGCACCGCAGACAAUGGAAUUCAAACCCAUGGCAACCAUCGCCACGAUAGACAAAGGGAAUCCCCCGCUGCCGGCGGCCCUGCUGCAUCCACCUGCUUCCCCCACGAACGUCGGCUGCUGUGCGAUAGGGCGCCGAACUCCCCCGAGGCCACCGUCGGAGAUCUACUUCGAGAGCCGUGGCAAGUGCUGCAAGAAGCUGCUCCGCUACAACGGCUAUCCGAAUAAGGUCUUGCUCUACCCAGAAGAGGGAUGGGCCCGCAGUGCAGCAUCGAGCUAUUGGACAAUUUCCCCGUGCCGGUGGCGAAGAAAUCGCUGCAUCGUGGAAGAGGUGGCCGGAUCAAGAAAACAAUCAACCCAGGGUCGAAUGAUCGUCGUAGGUGAUGGCGCGCUGCUGAUAGUUGGCACGUUCAAGAGACGAGUUCCGGAUCCUGAUUUCAAGCUGUACCUGUCCUCCAACAUCACCCUGGCCGACUACAACAUGGGCUACUGCCUGACGGGGACGCUGGAGCGGGGAGACCAGCGCUCGAAUCAAUUCCAAACCACACACUUUGCGGUGAUCCGACGGUGUUGGCCCGCGAACGAGCCGGACUCCGCCGGCGGUGGCCACAAAACCCAACACACGUACAUCGAUUUCCUCUUCAACCGAUGAUAGAUGAUGGAGAGUGAGGAAUUGUUGCCAGGUCGGUCCAUGUCAGCCAGUGCCAACCAACAGUAGUGUCAGUGGCAGGGACGAGACUCUCAAACAAGAUGAAUAUAGGGUAUGUGUGCCAUCAGUAAUCUCACGCUCCCAUAUUCAUCCUAUUCGAAAACAAGCGAUUACGGCACCGAUUGAUUCCGUUCUUUUUGUUUUCAUGGGUGCUCACUUCUAACAAAAAAUACAAAAAUAAGAAACAAAACAAACAGCGCUUCAAUCCUUUGUUUUUCGUAGGAUGAAAAUGGGAGCCACAUACUUAAUAAGGGAACUAAUACCCUAGGUAGGAAUCACGUGCUGCGCGGCGAUGACGACAAGGAUGAGGACAUGAUUGGGGGGAUUGUUUGUGGAGACAGUUAUGUUCAGAAGACAUUUGACACAUUGGUUGUUGGUCAAAUUUGCAUUCCGCUACAGGUUGUCGAAUUUUAUUCUCAUUAUCACAACUUUUUGUAGAUUUUUUAUUCGUUUACUAAAAUUUACAGUGUUUUUGUUCACGUGAAAAUUAAUGGUUCUACUCAUACAGGGUCACGGCCUCGUUUUUGAAUAAAACCUUUAGGAAGAUUAUAAACCCCAACCAAAAAAAAUUAAUAAAAAUGUCAGAUGUCUUCUGAGCGUUACUGUAUUGAUGCAGGGUAAUUUAAACCUCGUGAAAUGAUGACACAAUUAUUUAUGCACGAAUGAUUAACCAGCUGAACGCUUCGCAUCGGUAUCGGUUAUUCGGAUGCAAAAACUCUCGAUUAAAAUGUGAAAAUCAAACUAACAAGGUAUAUAUGAACGUUGAUGUAUAGUAGAUGCUAACGAAACAAACAAACAAAAAAUGACUUUUAUAUAUAUAUGAUGGAGAAAAUUCGCGUAAAAAUCAAAAUAACAUUAAACAGGAAACACAAACUCAAAACCCAACCACAUACAAAGAAAAAACCGAAAUCAAAAUUGACGAUGCGAGAGGAAAUAUUUUUGUAACAAUCGUUUUGUAAAUAUAGUCACAUGAUAUCCAUAUUGCAUUGUCACGACAAACAAAAUAGCGAAAUAAACCCCCGGAAAAAAAUGCCGAAAAGAAUUAAAAUGGUUAUUAAACAGCGCGAAAAAUAUAAAAAAUAAACAAAAACGAGGUGCAGCUGUUAAAUUUAUACCGAAGGCUUUCCCACUUCGGGAUUUAAUAACGUGCGCGUUCGGAAAGGCAUUAAAACAUCAUCUCGCUCGCAGCACACACACACCACCACAUACACGUGAGCUUGUUGCCGCUGAAAAACAAUAGGAAGCACGGAGUACACACAUACCCAUUAUAUGUUGCAGAAAGGGUGUCAGAAAGGGUGGUGCGAAACAUGAACAACCAGAAAAAAAUCUGAUUUCGAUGGAGAUAAUUUUAUCGGUCAUUGUUACUGUCAGCUUCAGUGGACGUUACAUUCAUUGGAUUACAAUUUGUUUAAUUUUUGACAUUGCAUUGCGUUCAUUGUGGCGCUGGCUGGUAGACUGGAAAGCCACGAACAGAGCAGAAGUUGUUGCAUUGAAAAUUCAUAUUAUGGGUGAUUCCAGAGGGAUGCACUUGUUUCGAUUCGAAUGUUUUGUCCAGCGAUGUCAGGUUUCAGAUGUGAAUUAGUAGUGUAAUUAAGUGACCAAGAUGGGAAUAAAUUUGAAAAGAUCCCGAGAGAAAUUUCUGAAGGAAUCACUACAGGAAUUCAUGCAGGCUGGAGGAAUCUCUGAAAGAACUUCCGGAGCAAUCCCUGAAGAAAUUCCUGGAGAAAUGCCUAGAGGAAUCUCUGGAAGAAUUUCUGAAAGUAUACAUGGAGGAACCCAUGCAUUAUUUCCUGGGGUAAUCCUUAGUGCAUUUAUGGAACGAAUCCCUGGAGAAAUUUCUGAAGAGAUCGCUUGAGGAAUCCCUGGUGGAGUUCCCAGAAAAAAAUCUGUUGGAAUCCUUGGAGGAAUUUUUGGACGAAUUCCUGGAAAAAUCCCUGAAGCAAUUUCUGGAGGAAUAUCCGGAAGAAAUCCUGGAGGAACUACUGGACAAAUCCCUACAGUAUUCUUGGCGGAAUCCCUGAAGUAUACCUUCAAGAAUUUCUGAAGGAAUAGUUUGAGGAUUUUCUUUAGCCAUCCUUGGAGAAAUUUUUGGACGAAUGCCUGGAGCAAACUCUGGUUAAAUUCCUAGAUGAAUACCUGAUGGGAUCUGUACAGGAAUAUUAGGAGGGACCUCUGAUGGAAUUCCCAGAGCGAUCCCUAGAUAAAUUCUUAUCUCUGGAGGAAUUGCUGGAUAAAUUUCUGCAGGAAUACCUGGAGGAAACUCCCAAAAGAAUUCCUAGAGCAAUUCCCGGAGCAAACCCUGGAAAAUUCCUGGAGGAUUCCCUAGAGGAAUUCUUGGAGGAAUCCCUGAAGAAAUUCGUCGAGGAAUCUUUGAAAGCAUUUGUGAAAGUAUUCAUGGAGGUAGCUUUGUGUUGAUCCCUCGGGUAAUCUUUAGAGCAUUUACUGGACGAAUCCCUGGCAAAAUUUCUGAAGAAAUCGCUUAAGGAAUCCCUGGCGGAGUUCCUAGAGAAAUUUCUAUUAGAACCCUUGAGGGAAUUUCUGGAAAAAAAAAUCCUAGAGGAAUUUCUGGACAAAUCCCUAUAGUAUUCCUGGCGGAAUCCCUGAAAUAUACCUGCAGGAGUUUCUAAAGGAAUAGUUUGAGGAUUUACUUUAGCCAUCCUUGGAGAAAAUUUUGGACGAAUGCCUGGAGCAAACUCUGGAUAAAUUCCUAAUUGAAUACCUGAUGGAAUCUGUAGAGGAUUUUUUUAGGGACCUCUGACAGCAUUCCCGAAACGGUCCCUAGAUAAAUUCCUAUCUCUGGAGGAAUUUCUAGAGCAAUUUCUGGAGCAAACCUUGGAAGAAUCCCUGGAGAUAUUUUUGAAGGAACCCUUUUGAGGAAUUCCUGGAAGAACCCUUAGAUAAAUUUCUGGAGAAAUUCAUGGAAAAAUUCUUGGAAAAAUCCCUGAAACAUUUUCGAGAGUAACCUCAGGAGGAAUGUCUAAAGGAACUGCUGGACAAACUCCUGGCGGAAUCCCAGGAGGAUUUUCUGGAGAAAUCCCUAAAGGAAUUCUUGGGGAAAUUUCGUGGAACUAUCUCUGGAAGAAUUCCUUUCAUGAAUGAAUUCCUGGAAGAAUCCUGGAGAGUCGAAAAGGAAUUUUGAAAGGAAUCCCUGAAGAAGUUUCUGAAGAAAUUACUAGAGAAAUUCCCAAAGAAAUUUCCGGAGGAGUUCCAGGAGGAAUUCUUGGAGGAAUUUCCAGAGGAAGAGUUCGUGGUAAAUUCCUGGUGGAAUCCGUGAAAUAAUUCCUGCAGGAUUCUCUGGUGGAAAAAAUCCUGGAUCAAUUCCUGGAGUUCCUGGAUGAAAUCCUGAAGAAAUACCUGUGGUAAUUAUCCGAGGAAUUCUUGGUAGAAUUGUUGGCACAGUCACUGUAGAAAUGCCUGGAGGAGUAUCUGGAAUAACUCCUGGAAAAAAUUCGAGAGGAAUUCCUGGGGGAAUUCAGUAAUUUUCUGGAGAAAUGUCUGGAGAAAUUGCCGCAUGAAUUUCUGAAGGAAUUCCUGGCGGAAUCCCAGGAGGUAAAAUUCGGUAGAACAUCCCUGGAAGAAUUCCUGAAGGAAGCUCUCGACUAAGGAAUUCUGUAAGAAAUCCCUGGAGAAAUUUCUGAUGAAGUUCCUAGAAGAAAUCCUACCGGCAUUCCCAGACGAACUUCCGGAGGAAAACCAGGAGAAAUUCUAUGAGAAAUUUCUGAAGAAAUUCCUGUGAGAAUCCCUGGAGGUGAAAUUACUGAUGGAAACUCUGGAUGAAUUCUUGGAGGAAUUCCUGAAUGAAUUCCUGAAAGAAUAUCUGAAGCAAACCAUGGAUGAUUUCCUAGAGAAAUCCUCGGAGGAAUUUCUGUAAAAACUUCCGAAGGAAUUCCUGGAGAAAUUCCUGAAGGAAUUUUUGGUUGAAUGCCUGGUGGAGUCCCUAGUAAAGUUGCUGUAGGAAUGCCUGGAGGAAUGUCUCGAAUAAUUCCUGGAAAAAUACAGGGAUUAAUUUCUGGGGGAAUUUCUGAAGAAAUCUCUGGAGGAUUUCCUGAAGGAUUCCUGAAGAAAUCCUUGAAGUAAUUCCUGGAGAAAUUUCAAGAGAAGUUCAUGCAGGAAUCCUUGGAGGAAUUCUUGGAAUAAUCCUUGGAAUUCCUGGAAGAAUUUCUGAAGGAAAUAUCUGGAGAAAAUGCCGUAGUAAUUUCUGGAGAAAUUGCCCUAGGAAUUCCUGGACGAAUUCCUGCAGGAUCUUUUUGAGAAAUCCAUGUAGAAAUUCUCAAAGAAAUCCUGGAAGGAUUCCUGGAGGAAUUCUUGGAUGAAUCUCGGGUGGAAUUUCUGAAGAAAUCCAAGGAUCACUUUCAGAGGGAUUUCCAGAAGGAAACCACUAAAAUUUCUGAGGAAAUCCUGAAGGAAUCCUAAAAAGAGUGCGUAGAGGAACUCUUGUAAGAAUUCCAGUGGCAGUUCCUGAAGGAAUCCCUGGAGCAGUUCCAAAAGUAACUCCAGAAGGAAUCUCGGAAGCAAUUCAAGUCGAACUCGUGAGGGAAUCUCUAAACAGUUCCUGGAGGAAGACUUGAAUUAAUUGCUGGAGGAGUUGCUGAAAGAAUUCCAGGAGGAAUUCCUGAAGGAUUACCAAGAACAGUUCUUGAAGGCAUUUUUAAAAUAAUCUUGGAAGUUGUUUCUGAAAGAAUCACAGAGGGAAUUCCCGGGUAAAAAAAUCUUCGAGGAAUUAGUGGAGAAACCCCAUGAGGAAUUCCUUAGGGAAUCUCAGGAAAGCUUCCUAGCAAAUAACUGGAAGAAUUUCUGUACCCGGGUAGAAGAAAAUAACUAACGAAGAUCAAAUUUUGCCAUUAAAAAUGAAUGGCUAAAUGGCAAAAUUUGUUAUUGGUUUGCUGGGAAUAAGAGCUAAAAGAACAAAAAUGAUAACUGACUUUGUUCCGGAAAAUAACUCAAUAAUAACUAAUGUUGUCCUUAUAAGAACAAACCAAGGACAAAAUAUUUCAAAAUGGAGAAUAACUGAAUAAGUUAUUAUCGAGUUAUUGAGAAUAAAGUAAGAACACAAUAAGUUAUUUCAAAUAAGGUCAUCAUAAUUGUAAUUUUUUGUCUUAUGAUUGAAAAAAAAACUGUAUUGUAAGUUCUGAUGUGUUUUGUCCUUGGUUUGAUCUUAUAAUAACAAAAUAAGUUAUUAUUUACUUGUUUCUGGAUCAAAGUGCGUUAUUAUUUUUUGUUUUAUUAGCUCUUAUUCCUAACAAACCAAUAACAAAGUUUGCUCUUCAUCAAUAUUCUAUUUAAAAUAAAAUAAAUACUAAAUAACUCAUCAAUAACAAAACAAGUUAUUCUCUUGUUAAUAAUUUAAAGUUGAGUCAAACGUUUUUCAGAGCUCAUUAUAUAAGUUAUAAAUAGACAAAAUUUCAUUGCAUUCGGUUCAUUGAAUCCGGAGAUAUAACAGCUCAAAGUUGGCUAUCGGAUUCGUGCAGAAUAGCCCGAUGUUUUCCAAAUUUUGUCCACUUAUACACAACUAGUUGAUCGACUUACAGUGAAAAUUUGAGAAUAUUUGAUGCACUUUCCGAAAAGUUACAGCUAAUUGGACAUUUUUUGAAAAGUUAAAAUUUUGCCUGUCCCGAUCAUUUUGUCUAUCCCCUGUAUGAUAUGUCAAAUAAACGUCGAAAAAGAAGUUUUCAAUUGUUUAUUUUUCUUAUUGAAAAAAAUACACUUCUUCAACUAUUUUUGGAAAUUUUGCUAAAAUUUAAGGAGAUCUUCCCCAAACUCGCCAAUAUUUUGAAUUUCAUCAAUCUGACGUAAAACCUGCAUUCAGAUGAUCGAAUGGUAUUAUAUUCAGCUCUUAUUUAUGGAAAAAAAUAAAAUUGGUUGAACAAAACGCAAGAUAUUUGAAUUUUAGGAAAUUCCAUAUUUUAAAAAGUUGUAUAACUGGAUAUUGAGCUAAAACUCAAAAACUGUUCUACUUAAAAAUUUUUGGAGCACGGUUUUGAAAACAGCACUAAAUUGUGCUUCAAAAAUUUUGGUCGUUGACAGAAGUUCACGACAUUCGUUUUAUUUUGUAAACUAGUUGUAACUCAGAAAUAACAAAUUUUGCAAUGAUAAUAUUUUUUGUUCUUAGCGAGUUAUUUGGUGUUAUCCAUAAAUAACCUAAGAAUGAUAAAAUGAGAUAUAAUGGCAAAAUUUGUUAUUAUUUUGUCCUUGGUUUGUUAUUCGCCUCUACCCGGGUAGUAAUCCCUGGAUAAAAAAAUCUGAAGAAUUCCAUGUCUGCAUUAAUUUCUGGACGAAUUAUUGAAAGAAUACUAGGAUGGACUCCCGACUAGGCGAUCAUAACAAAAUUAUAUCAUAAUAUGUUAUUAUGUUAUACAGAUUUUUCUAACAUAGGCAGUUAUAAUUUAGAUGCAGGAUGUUGUUAAAAUAACAAAAAUUCUAACUAAAAAUCAUAAGGGUUCUAACAAAAGUGUAUCAAAGUUUGUUACAAAUACAUCAAAAAUAUAUCAAGCCCUGUUCUAAGUUUUUGAUAAAAUAUAACAAAAUUAUAAUACAGUUUGAUAUUUUCAAUUAGGGUAAAAAUCAAAUAGGGUAUAAACUAGUUUUUUUACUCAUUGUUGGGUAAUUACUUUAAGUGUGUUAUUCUAUUUUUAGAAAAUGAUAGUUCACAUAAAAAAAACUUUCGAGUUCAUUAUAAAACUUUCAAACAUGGACGGGAUUUGAACCACCAAUCCUACCAUCGUAAAUUUUCAGUCGCCUUUACCAAUGAGGCUAUCACAGCACUUGAAGUGAGGGACGAAAGAAGUUUUACUGGUUCUACGUAUUGCCAGUUUCCCUAUUCCCCCAUCUCUUGUUUGUUAGUCGCAGGACAAAAAUAGACAGAGAUUUGAAUGCAAGAUCAAACAAUGAACCUCUCUCUCUUACCAACAGCGCUAUCGCGGUGCGCAGACAUGCGCACUGAAACACUAAUAACAGUGGUGGCGCUCGCAUGGCCCGUCGUCGGCUAUUUCCAAGGAGCAAAGAGAACGACGAAAAAGUUGCUAGGUAGUCGACUAUUUAUGAUUGAGCUUCGUCAUGGGGUGCAUUUUGGCGGCGACAAAGAUUCUUUCCGGACGGAGAUGAUUUUUAUUUUAUUUUUUGUUUUUUUUUUCGCGCUGCGAGAACGGCGAUUAUACACGUACCUACGUGAGCGAAGGUAAAAUGUGGCUUUGUUUUGAUUGAUUACAAUUAUAUCAUAUGCCGAUAUGAUUACUUCUUCAGAUGCUGUUUAGUUUUAUUCUAUACAUUAUUCUAAUGUUAAGGGGCCAUUAGACUGUUUGUCAUUAUGCCAAAUAUUUGCCAUUGAAAUCCAACAUUUAUCCAAGGUUGCUAUGAUUCAGGCUGUGUUGGUCAUUUGUUGGGUUUAUUUGGUCAAAUAUUUGUCACGUCUAAUGAGACCUUUAGUAAUGAAAAAAGAUAUUUAUGAUAUAAUGUCAAGCAAUAUAUGGUCGAAUAAUAAUAGAUCGAAAGAAAAAAGUUAUAAUAGACAAAUGCAAUCAUCAAUUGAGCAGAAUUGUCUGUAUACAUAGUUGGCAUUUUUAUUGAUUAGAAUGAUUUAGUAGGCAUCACAUUUGCUAUCUCCACGCUCCACAUAGUCUUUUCGGUACUUUUUGAUGUUAUAAUUAGAAGUUAGAAUAGCAGUACAUACUGUUAAAAUGACAUAUAAAGCCAACUAUAGUAAACUUAUAAGUUUACUCAAUUUUGAGAUAAAUAAAACUCAUUUGCAGAUGUAUCACUUUUUCAAGCGAAAAUUUUACUUAACCUAUAAGAAUUGGGAAUCGUAGAAAAGUGAUAGGAUUUUGGCACCGUAACGGGACUGGGAUAUUGAAAGAAGGAAAUAAAUGCUUAGAUUAACAUAUCAAUAGCUAUGAUGCUAUAUUUACCCAAAAACUCAAAUUAAAGCAAUGAAUAAAAUUAAAAAAAAAUACGGAAGAGUCUGAUGAAAUUUCUAGAAGUUGCAAUGCCUUUAUUUUUUACUGCAUAAUAUGAAGCAGCAGUCAAUAAACUAAAGAAGGUAUACUAUGUAAUGGUUAUAUCUGCGAUAAAUUUUCUCCGAUUUUGACAAUAUUGAUCUCAUUUAAUCCAGAUUUAUUUUUUCCAUCUAAAACAAAUCCGACUGAACCGAUCUGGUUAUCGUGGGUUAAGGAAACCCCGAAUUGCCAUACGCGUGGAAUUUUCCAUAGACCAGCUGCAAUAGCAUAUCUACCCAGCCUAGGCCCAAAGUAUUGACUUCAAAGUAAUUAUUACGAAGCAUGUUUCACGAGAGAUCAUAUCUUUUCAAUUCGCUAACUCCAACAAUGACGAUAUUAGAAUAGUGGAGCUUAGAAGCAAAGGGGUGUCAGUUACAAAAACCCACUUUCGAGUAAAUGAGCUUUGAAGUUUUUCACCAGUUUUUCAUCCCAUUCAAAAUGUAUGGAGUUUCAAUAUCAACCCAAUUUUCUCUGAUUAUUGUAUUUUUUUCUAAUUAUCAUAAAAAUAAUCUUUAAAAUGUUUCGGAAAGCUUGAAAUCUGAAGAUUUUUUUAUAUGCUCAGCUCAAACUCGACAAAAUGGUCACUUACACCUCUUUGCAUCUGGGCCCCUCAAUACCAUAAAAACAUGUUCCAGAAAAUUUGGACUUUAGGGAAUACCGCGUAACCCAAUCAAUAAAAAAAGUUUCCUUAUUCAAACGAGUCGAAGUUCACUUAAAUCGAUUAAAAAUUGAAAAAGUAUGAGUACUUUUCAGUUUUGAGGGUAGCCGGAUACGCUUCCGGCAUUCUACGCAAUAAAAAACAAGCAAAACUGCAGCCUCUCAACAGCAAUUGAAUGUUUUUUCAUAAAUUAUUCAACUACAUAGAAUAAAGCUGUUUCUUUUUAAGCAUUUUUUGAUCUUUUAUCUGCAUCCAUCGACCUUUUGCUCUACAAGCAAUGAAAAAAACGAAUACAUAAUCAAAUUUCUCAUUUUUUGUAAUAUAGCUGAAAAUUAAAAUAAUUUCAUAUUCUAAUAUAAUUAUGUUAUUUUUUCAGCUGAUCAUUUUGUUCAGCUGCAAAAAUAACAGAGUUUGUUCUGAUUUAUUUGUAACAAAACUAGUUACAAAAGAUUAUUAUAUAUUUUGUUAUAAUUUAGUUUGAAAAAGCAAUGAACAGUCCAUGUCAUAAUAAAAUUAUAACAUAAUUUGUUAGUUGUAUCACAUUAAGAUAUAAUUAUGAUAUAUUCUUGUUAUGUUCAUCUAGUCGGGCUCCCAAAAGAUUUUUUGUACAAAAUUUCUAAGCAAUUCCUGGAUUAAUUUUCUGACACAGUUAAUUGUAGAAAUACUUCGAAUUAUUCCAGAUGGAGUCAAUUGAGCAAUCUCUAGCGAAAUUCUGAAAGCAGUAUAUGGAGAAAUCAACUCAAUUGUGACAGGAUAUUUGACUAGCACCAAAUUAAAUAUGGGUCAUACCACAAUAUUCCUAAACAAUGAACGCAGGCUCUACAGAUGAGGGAAGAAAAAAAAUAUGGAGAAAUCCCUGAAGAAAACUCUGUAAGAAAUAUCUUACAGGAUCCCUGGAGAAAGGAUCCUCGCAAACAGCACUGGAACAAUGAGGAAGAUAUCGCAGGGAAUAUGAGGAAUUUGAUUCCUGAUGAGGAAUUCCUGAUAAAUUUCUUUAGAUAUUAUUCUGAGAAAUUUUAGGACAACUCCAUUGAUAAUUUCUUAGGAAAUUGUACUAAAAAUUUCUUUGGAAGUUCUUCAAGGUAGUCUUCAAGAGAUUCUUCGUGAAAUUCAUUUGAGAAUUUCCGCAGAAAUGCCUUUCGGUUCUAUUCAGCAGUUUUUGAUGAUUCCUUAUAAAAUUUCUUCAGUAAGCCGGUCUCUGGUAAUUAUUUUGACAGUUUUUUAUAGGAUUUAUUUCAACAGUGCCUUAUGAUAAUCUUCCGGAAACUUCUAAAAAAAAAAAAUUUGUCACUUGCUUUUGAAAUAUCUUUGACAAAUCUUUGGGCAAAUUGUUUGUCUAACAAAAUCUUUAGAAUUUCUUUCAAUAAUUCAUUACAGAAAGGAAGCGCCUAGCAAUAGUCCGAAUGAGCAACUGGAGAAAUUUCCAACAGAAUAUGCCUGCGAAAUUUACUAAUAAUUUUAAUUUUCAAAGUAGCGUUCAUUGGGAAUCUCUUUUGUGAUUCCACUUAAGUACCUUCGUUGAAAAUUGGUUUGAGAAUUUCUGAGACCAUUUCUCUUUGCUUUUUUUUUCGUUCGGUUAUUCCUUGAAAAUUUCCUUCGGCAAUUUCUUUUUAAAGAUUGUUUUGCGGAAUUGACGAAUCUGAUGGAAUUGGAAUAGUAAACUCAAACUUUGACAAUUUUUGUUUGGAAUUGUUUUUGACAAGUCCUUUAGAAACUAAUCCGGUAAUUCUUUUGGCGAUUUACUCAGCCAUUCCUUUGGAAAAUACUUAGAAAUUAUAUUCGGGAACCGAAUGAAUUUAAUGAAUUUCUUCAGAUAUUAUUCUGAGAGGACUAAAAUAUUAACGCGCACUGAAACGGCAAAAAUUAGCAAUAGCCAAUAUCUCACAGAAAUAAUAUUAUAAACUAUCAAAGUCUUUGAUAACAGAGAGAUGUUCCUUCUUUUUAUCAUCUGCACAAAAAACUAUUGAAAAAUAUCCAUAGGAUUGCCAGUUAUUCAACAAAAACCGAAAUUUUUAUUGCUUCACCCAUACAAAGUGUAAGGCGAUUUUGAUCAAGUUUAUUGCUAAUUUCUAAAUUUUAAUUGAGCGAUAAUAUAGCUGCCGUUUUAAAUGUUCUUCGUUAUUUCCUUGUAAAGUUAUUCCGCGUUUUUUUUUUAAUUUUUAACGCUCCUUGUGCAGUUUUUGACCCAAACCGUCCAAAGUGAUGCAUUAGGAAGGUUAAAUCAAUAUCUGAUGAAACUGACAGCUGAUAUUCCAGAAGUCACGAGUUAUUGACGAAGAUUUUGACGGAAGACUUCAAGAAGGAAAAGUCGGAAAAUAAGCAAAGAAGUUUUAAAAGUUAUUUCCAGAAGCAGUCCCAGGAAAACUCCAAAAAAUGCUGAAGAAAACUCUGUAGGAAUUGCCUGAUUAGUUCCACAAAACAAAUAUCGAAAGUGGUUGCAAAGGAAAUUAAAAAGUAUUUUCAAAAAUUAAUUGCCAAAAUUAAUUUUUAAAUUGAGCGGCGAAAAAUAAAAAUGCAAAAGAGCUGCCAAACAAAUUCCAAAAAGAAUUAGGGUAUCGUGCCACUUUGGCGGUGGCUUCUAUAUUCGUCUGUUUUCCACUAUAACUCAGUCAAUUUUGAACCAAUUGACUUGAAAUGUUGUACACGGGUAGAUACUAUACCUAUCUCACCGCAUUCCAAAAAUCGUGUCAAUUAGUUCAAUUUUCACUGAGAUAUAGACGAAAAUAGAAGCCACCGCCCAAGUGGCGCGGUUCCCUACCGAAAUGCCUCCAAAAAUUUACGAUUAAAACUCCAACAGAAAUCUCAUAGGAUUUGCUAGACCAAAUCUGAUAGAAAAUACCGAUUUUUUUUUUUUGAAAGAAUUUGCAGAAGAAGUUUUUUAAAAAGUAAAACUAAAGACAUUAUUAGAAAAAAAAACAGAGAAUUUGGCUAGGAGAUUUCAGAAUCAAUUUUCAAAGAAAUUGCCUGAUUGUAGUGUAGUUUCCAUAAAGUGGUCGAAGAAACUUCGAAAAGAAUUGCAACGAAAAAACAUCUAAAAAAAAGUUAUUAAAAACAAAAACAAAAACAAAAUGAAUUGCGAAAUCAAUUUUUUAAAUAUUUGCUGACUUUCAAAACAAUACAGAAUUGAAGUUCUAUAAGAAAUUAUGGAACAAAUUUUCAAAAAAAGGAAUUCUCAUAGAAAUUUGUAAAAAAAAAUCCUUAAGGAAUCGAUGUUACUUUUUCCAGAGAGGGCUCGUGUUUUCUUUUAUUUUUUUUUAUUUUUAUUUUUUUGAAUAAAUGUUAUCCUUGAUUUCAUACUCAACAAGACUGUUAUACUCUUAAAUCUGUACUUGCGGUUCACAAUUCCCGAAAAAAAAAACCCUACGGAA
Messenger RNA from Aedes albopictus (Asian tiger mosquito), 14858 nucleotides. RefSeq lists its product as uncharacterized. The coding region runs from base 2152 to 2787 and encodes 211 amino acids. NCBI's taxonomy places the organism in Eukaryota, Metazoa, Arthropoda, Insecta, Diptera, Culicidae. The transcript has 5 exons. The record is from RefSeq and is a predicted model, not a curated record.